This is a messenger RNA of Canariomyces notabilis, 2235 nucleotides long. RefSeq lists its product as uncharacterized. The record is from RefSeq and is a predicted model, not a curated record. Bases 1 to 2235 code for a protein of 744 amino acids. Gene Ontology annotation, biological process: GPI anchor biosynthetic process. NCBI's taxonomy places the organism in Eukaryota, Fungi, Ascomycota, Sordariomycetes, Sordariales, Chaetomiaceae. The transcript has 2 exons. Gene Ontology annotation, cellular component: endoplasmic reticulum.
AUGACGCGGCCUCAUAGCAACCAUUGGAAAGGGCAAGGGCCGUCGUAUCGUGACUAUUCCAGCAACUCAACCUCGGCCCUGGAGGACUUCGGCGCAUUCGUCGCCGUGGCCUUCAACUCGCUGCUCCGCUUCUGGAGGGAGCGCGGUCGUCAUAUGGUGUAUGCAGCCGCUCUGUCUCUGGCUCAUCGACUGCGGCGGAACCUUACCUACGACCGCCUCCUGAGCUUCCCGCACUUGCUCGUCGCCAUAUGGGUCGUGGUGCUAUUAUGGGGUGAAAGAUGGGUAUUUCACUCCAAGGUUGAGAGCUGUCAGUGGGAGAAUUGGGAGAACUGGCCUGCCGGAGCAGACCCUCAUCGCGUUGUUCUCGUGGCUGACCCUCAGCUCAUCGACCCUCACUCAUACCCCGGUCGCCCGUGGCCGAUCAAUCAGCUGACCAUGCUAAUCACGGACAACUACCUUCGGCGGUCUUACAACCAGCUGCAGUGGCAGUUGAAUCCCGACAGCAUCUUCUUCUUGGGCGACCUGUUUGACGGCGGCAGGGAGUGGGUCACGGCCCAUGGCAAGUUCGAAGACCCGGAAUGGGGGCCCCAUCCCAAAAACGAACAGAAAUACCUGAAGAAGUGGCAUAAAACAUACCGCGAGGCAUAUUGGCUGAAGGAGUAUGCUAGAUUUGGCGAUAUCUUUCUCAACCCUUGGGUAAAAGCAGGGGCCGCACUUGGUGUCACGCAAAAGAGGAGAAAGCUCGUUGCCAGCUUGCCCGGGAACCAUGACCUAGGAUUUGGCGCUGAAAUCAAGGUGCCGGUGAGGAAUCGAUUUGAAACCUACUUCGGCGAGGGCAACCGGGUCGAUGUCAUCGGAAAUCAUACAUUUGUGUCCGUCGACACUGUCUCUAUGAGCGCAGCUUCCUCGGACGAGGCUAGGCGGCAUGACCUGAAGGAGAUUUACGGGCCCGUUGAGCAUUUCCUCGUCAAUGUCAGGGAAGCGAAGCAGAAGGCGGUUGAAAGGGAGCUGCGGUUUCUCCGGGGCGAGUCGCAGGACCUGGCCCAGUUCAAGCACAAAAUCCAACAGCUGACUACUAAAGUCAGAGUCAAAGCCAAAUCUGACGACAAACCGACCUCUGGCAACAACGGGCCAGAAUUGCCAACUAUCCUGUUGACCCACGUCCCACUGCACCGGCCGCCUGGAACUCCCUGCGGCCCGCUUCGUGAACGAUGGCCGCCUACCAAACCCGCCAAGGGACAGACGCAACCCGUGUUCCCAGAUCACCGCAAUGCAAUCUCCGUCUCGCGAGGCUAUCAAUACCAAAAUGUCCUCGGCGAAAAGGACUCUGAAAACUUGAUCAAGAAAGUCGGCAAUGUUGUCCACGCUUUCUCAGGCGACGAUCACGACUACUGCGAGGUCACGCACUCACCGGAACAGGCGAACGUCCGCGAGAUCACGGUCAAGAGCAUCAGCAUGGCCAUGGGCGUGUCUGAGCCCGGCUUUUUGCUCGUCAGCCUGUAUAACCCGAUUGACGACAAAGGGAACCCCCUGUACCCGGACUCGGGCAAGCCAACGCUGCAAACGCACCUGUGCCUGCUUCCGCGCCAGGUUUCCACCUACAUCCGCUACGUCAGCUUCGCGAUCUUUUGCAUUGCCCUCCUCGUCAUCCGCGCCUUCCUCGUCCCGCUGCUCAAGCUGAAACCCUUCGCACUCGCUCCCGCCGAGCCCGGGUUCCCUGCUACAGGGCGGGGAAUUUUACCCGUCUUCAAAGCCAAGAUUGAGGAUUACGAUGAGUAUGCCCUGCCGGGGACGCCCACCACGGCGUCAUCCCAUUCUUGGUACGGCCACGCCAACGGCCACGGCACGCGUGAUCGCAGCGGGAGUGUGAAUGCGUCGAAGGAGGGCAUGGGAGUACGUGGGCAUGAGCAUCAUGCGGACAGAAAAAGCCAUAGUAAUACCCAUGGCUACGCCAAUGGCGGGCGCGUGCACCGUGAGAAAGGGCCGGGAAAGAAAUGGGCCUCCUGGGGAACAGGUCCCGGCAAGGCCAGGGCUGCCCCGAGGAUUGAGAUCCCGGGUGAGGACGAGGAGGAAUAUAGUUACUAUAAUGCUGGCAAGUGGAAGGUCAAGGGGAGACAAGGUCCGCAGCUCCCCAGGUCGGCUGUCACGGUUGUGGUUACCGAGCUGUGGACCACCGUCUGGAGGGUUACGUGGAUGGUGGUGUUGGUGUUUGGCUGGCUGACAUGGAAGGGUUGA